Messenger RNA from Hippoglossus stenolepis (Pacific halibut), 1632 nucleotides. RefSeq names its product inactive pancreatic lipase-related protein 1. Bases 1 to 1410 code for a protein of 469 amino acids. Lineage: Eukaryota; Metazoa; Chordata; Actinopteri; Pleuronectiformes; Pleuronectidae. Gene Ontology annotation, molecular function: triacylglycerol lipase activity; protein binding. The record is from RefSeq and is a predicted model, not a curated record. The transcript has 12 exons. Gene Ontology annotation, biological process: lipid metabolic process.
AUGUUACAGAUGUGGGGUUUGGGUCUGUUCUGCUUCCUCAUUGGAGCAUCAUAUGCAGCAGAGAUAUGUUUGGAUGAGCUGGGCUGCUUUGAUGACCUGCCUCCCUGGGGGGGCACUCCCGAGAGACCAGCCUCCAUCCUGCCCUGGAACCCUGAACAGAUCGGCACCCGCUUCCUGCUCUUCACCCAGAAGAACCGUUACUUCCAGGAGAUCCGGCCGGACAAGUCCAUCCAUGCCUCCAACUACAACGGAGUGAGAAAGACUCGAUUCAUCAUUCCUGGCUAUUUGAAAGCAGGAGAUGAGACCUGGCCACAGGAAAUGUGUAAGGAUAUGGUGAAGUGGGAGAGUAUCAACUGUGUUGCUAUGGAGUGGACGACAGGUGUGAAGACUAAAUACGCCCAGGCUGCCAAUAACGCCAGGGUGGUGGGUGCCCAGGUGGCCUCCAUGAUCAAGUUCCUCAUGGUCAACUACAAGCAGAAGGCUGAUAAAUUCCACAUCAUCGGACACAGCCUCGGGGCUCACGCUGCAGGGGACGUUGGGAGCCGGAUCACUGGCCUCGCACGCAUCACAGGACUGGACCCAACUGAACCUUACUUCCAGGACACUGAUGUGUCUGUGCGUCUGGACACCAGUGACGCUGCCUUUGUGGAUGUCAUUCACACCGAUGGACUUCCUUUCAAAUCCAAACUUGGCCUGGGGAUGUCACAGGCUGUGGGCCACAUUGACUUUUAUCCCAAUGGAGGAGAACUGAUGCCCGGCUGCUCCGCCAACAGAGGCAAACCCACUGAUCUGGAUGCUUUCUGGGAAGGUACGAAGAAGUUUGACGGCUGUAACCACGCCCGGGCCUACCAGUACUACAGUGAGAGCAUGGUUAAACCCCAGGGCUUUGUGGGAUACCCCUGCCCCAAUAAGGACAGUUUUGCAGAAGGAAAGUGUUUCCCAUGUGGAGAUGGUAAAUGUCCUCUGAUGGGCCACGACGCUGACAGGUUCACUGUGACUGAUGGUGUUUCAAAGACAGGCUACUUCCUCAGCACUGGCGGUUCAGAGCCCUUUGGUCGUUACAGCUACAGAGUGACAUUAACCCUUGAUGGUCCCAGCUGGCCCAACCCAGGCUUCAUGUAUGUGGCACUCACCGGAAACAGCGACAGCACCGAGGAGCACCAGCUCCAUGUGGGGUCAAUGGUGUCUGGGCGGACCUACGAGGUGCUGCUGGACGCUGACGUGGUUCUGGGAGACGUGACAGAGGUGAAGUUUAGAUGGAACAACCACAUCUUCAACCCCAUGAACCCCAAGUACGGAGCAUCUAAAGUGGAGCUGGAGAGAGGAAAGGACAUGAAGAUAUUCGUCUUCUGUGGAACACACAACGUGGUGGAGAACGCAGUCCAGUCUGUGCUUCCAUGUCGAUUUUAACCACAAUCACCAUGUCUCUCAGAGUCUUUCAAUAAAGAUUCAGCAUUCUCACACAUUUGUUUCUAAUUAUUGAUAUAAUAAAAAGGGCAUCUAUUAAACCUUGUCAGCAACUUUGUAGGGAACACUAUAGAGGUCAAAUAUCCAAAAAGAUGACCUUUCACACUCAGAUUAAGGAGGAAAUAUUUCAUAAAUUAUGAAUUUGUUCUGUAAAAUCUCAGAAAA